UACGCAUCCAAGUUCAGUGUUGCCAAAACGUUAAACGUAAAUGGACGUGUUAUAUAAUAUAAUAGAGAACGUGAAGCGCGCGUUUUUAAAUCGAAUUUAAUUUUUCGUAUUUGUGAAUUAAAUACUUUUUUUUGUGUCGUGAAUUGUUCUAUAGUGAUUUUGUUUUAUGCCAAUAUUUUUGGAGGGCUGUACUUAAAUUGAUACGAUAAAAAUGCCUGCGUACGAUAAUGAGGGGGCAACGAUAUCUAUGGAGGAUGUGCGUAAUCCAGACCAAUCUAACACAGUCAGUACCAUAGAGGAUGACUUAGCCAUUAAAAGGCUUAGACGGCUGAGGCCACAGAAAUCUACUAUAUCCUCCAGACGACAGCAGGCGGUAUGCGUUCGUAGAGCAUACAAAAAGUAUGGGACAUCGAAAAACCCUAACGUAAUAUUGGACGGUUUAAACAUGACUGUCCCUAAAGGAGCUAUAUACGGACUUCUUGGUGCUUCGGGUUGUGGGAAAACUACACUACUCUCCUGCAUAGUCGGUAGACGGAGACUUAACUCUGGUGAGAUAUGGGUGCUAGGUGGAAAGCCUGGCAGUCCUGGCAGCGGUGUACCAGGUCCAAGGAUAGGGUACAUGCCUCAAGAAAUAGCACUGUUCGGCGAGUUUACGAUAAAAGAAACAAUGACGUAUUUCGGUUGGAUUGCCGGAAUGUCAACGAACGAAGUGGAAAAACGAAUAGAUGUGAUGAUCUCAUUGCUGCAGCUGCCUGAUGCAGCCAGGUACGUGAAAAACCUAUCAGGGGGGCAGCAACGUCGCGUAUCGUUAGCGUCAGCCCUAAUCCAUGAUCCCGAAUUGCUGAUCCUCGAUGAACCGACAGUGGGUGUGGAUCCCGUUUUACGACAAAGUAUCUGGGACCAUCUUGUGGAGAUAACCAGAGGCGGUCGUACCACCGUCAUCAUAACUACUCACUACAUCGACGAGACUAAGCAGGCCAAUAUUAUUGGACUGAUGCGAGGAGGUAGAUUUUUAGCUGAAGAGUCACCAUCGGAACUCAUCCGUCGCUAUCAGGGGGAGAGUCUUGAAGACGUGUUCCUAAAGCUAGCAGUUCUACAAAACAGAGGCAAGAGAAGACGUUCCAGUAUCCUGGCUGAUGUGGUGGAUAAAGUGGAACUUCCUGGGAUACCAAAUCCAGCCGUAGACUUAGAAGAAAGUGAGAUGGGCGAGAUCUCCGGAGAAUUCGGCGAUAACGUGUCCAUGAGCAGCAAAGGUCGUGUAGUGGUAACUCCAGAACUGACACCAGCCGACGCCCUGCCCCCUGACGAGGAGCCUGCUCUGAACCGCUUGGAGAGAAUCAAGCCAAUGAAGUGGCAUCAUAUGAAGGCUCUCAUUUGGAAGAAUACGUUGAGCCUUGUGAGAAAUUUUGGAGUACUCGCUUUCAUUAUUGGUCUGCCGGUUAUACAAAUGACUCUGUUCUGUCUCGCUGUUGGUCAUUACCCUGUUGGACUACCGAUUGCCGUCGUUGACUACGAAACGAAUAGCAAUAUGACACUGUGUGACUACAACAUGGACGCAUGUCCACAGGACAAGGAAUCUUAUGAAUGGAAUCUGACGUUGUUCAGUUGUCGUUAUUUGGAAGCUUUGAAGAAACGGCAGAGCAAUUUGAUAUAUUAUCCAACAGAAGAAUCUGCAAUGAGUGACGCGCGUAAAGGAAACGCCAAAAUUGUAAUUGUCAUACCCAAGAACUUUACUGAGAGUCUACAGGACAGAAUGACGGAUCCUCGGCAUGCUGACUCUUUCACCAUAGACAACUCUGUCAUAGAUGUACACUUGGACGAUACGAAUAAGCAAAUGGAAUGGAUACUAUCGAAAGAUCUUAGUUUGGCAUUCGCUGAAACCGUGGAUCGUUUGGCCGAGGUCUGCCAAUUACCAUCGAGGAUAUUUUCGCUGCCUGUUCAUUUCCACGAUCCCAUAUACGGUGUUACGGACUCAGAUUUUACAGAUUUCGCUGCGCCCGGAGUUAUAUUGACAAUUAUUUACUUCUUGGCUGUGGCUUUGACAUCAGGCGCCAUGUUAGCUGAACGAAACGAGGGUAUACUUGAGAGGUCUCUUGUCUCUGGUAUUACUGGUACUGAGAUACUAUUCUCUCACGUGACUGUGCAAAUUUUCGUGAUGGCAAUCCAGUCUAUCAUGGUGAUGUUGAUCAGCUUCGCUCUAUUUGGACUCAGUCAGAAUGGACCUCUCGGUUGGAUCUCAUUACUGGUCAUUAUGACUGGUCUAUGCGGGAUGACUUUUGGUUUCUUAGUUUCUUGUUUAUGUGACACUGACAGAACAGCGACUUACAUGGCAUUGGGAUCUUUUCUGCCCAUGGUUCUUUUAUGUGGCAUCAUCUGGCCAAUAGAAGCAAUGCAUAUACUUUUGCAAUGGAUCAGCUUCUUCCUGCCACUCACUAAAUCGACAGAAUCUCUCCGUUCCAUGCUUCAACGUGGGUGGUCCAUAGAAAUUCCAUCAGUUUACUCUGGAUUCAUUUCUACAAGUAUAUGGAUCGUGGUAUAUUUGACAACGAGUAUCUUGCUUCUUAAGUUCAAGAAAGGGUGAUAAUCUUAUAUAUAAAUAUUCUUUUUUAAUCCAAAGUGAAAGACAUUACUUUCAAUUUUAAUAGGGACUUUAAUCUUUUAUUUUAAUUAUUAAAUUUAUUACAAAUAAUGGAGCCGAUUAUAAAAUUACAUUCUGUAUGUUGUAUAUUUCUAAUAAAACUUAAUGAGACGUACAUUUAAUAUAGUGACUGUUUAAGAACAAAUAUUUAUUAAAAUUGUGAGUUUUUAAAGUUGACAUUUUAGAAUCGGAUCCUAUGCGUGGUUACGUAAAGCUACAAGAUAUAAUAAUAAUUUACUAUUAUAAAUACAUAUUACAAUUUAAGCUUACUAAAGUGACGACGUAAAUAUUGA
Molecule: messenger RNA, 2931 nt
Organism: Galleria mellonella (greater wax moth)
Lineage: Eukaryota; Metazoa; Arthropoda; Insecta; Lepidoptera; Pyralidae
Gene: osy
Product: ABC transporter G family member 23
Exons: 16
Coding region: 212-2581 (789 amino acids)
Cellular component (GO): membrane
Molecular function (GO): ATP binding; ABC-type transporter activity; ATP hydrolysis activity
Source: RefSeq, a predicted model, not a curated record